This is a messenger RNA of Oikopleura dioica, 1425 nucleotides long. NCBI's taxonomy places the organism in Eukaryota, Metazoa, Chordata, Appendicularia, Copelata, Oikopleuridae. The record is from the annotation of a GenBank genome assembly.
AUGAGCUGCCUUCCAGUCUUCAAGAAACUCGGCAAAAUCCUCAAGAAAAAAGUCGGCGAGUACUCGCCCAAGAAGAACGAGCCAGACAGAGAGGAACUCCUUUACUGCAUUCGAAGACAGCCCAUCGUCAAGAGCGAUGGGCUGAACCAAACGACCGGUUACAACCUUUCAACCGGUUCUUUCGAUUCGAGCAACUACAGUGUCGGCUUCUGGAUUGUAUUGACGCUGCUGAUCGUGUUAGCGGUGUCCGUUUGGUGUUGCUGCAGUAAGGAUAUCAAGCGUUAUGCGUGCAAUGCCUGGGAGAGUGGCUGUGAUUGGAUCUACUCCGUGUGUCCCUGCUGCCCGGACAUUGAUGACGAGCAAGGCGACGGGUACCUUUUGGAACCGCGUGACUUGAGUCUACGAUCUAGCUCAAACAGAGGAAGACCGACUGUAGUUGAGAAUGCAAAUUACGUCAGAGGAAACGCGAAAAGUUCAAAAAACGCACCGCCUAAAAAUUCGCGAAUCGAGGAAGAAUUUGAACGCGGCGGAAGCUCCGGCCCGCCUCGAGUUCCACCGCCGCCCGCUCCAACACGCUCUCGCGCGGCGAGAAAAAGCGCCAGCCGCCGCACGUCUAAGCCCGCGCCCAAACGCAUUCCAAAGCAACUUGUUCUUCCUCGACCCAAAACCUAUGAGCCGAAAUUCGAGUUUUCCCAAUCGGACGAUGAAGACGACUGUUGCGAGACUUCGCCGCUCAACAAGCCGCCGAGCUGUACGGCACCCCCGCGCCCUAAACCUCCUCAAUUAACGAAAAUCGAAACGGAGGAAGAAACCACACAAAUCACAAAAGAGGAUACGCCCCAGAAUAUUAAAAAAGAACCUAAUGAGGGUUCGUGGGUUUCGAACCUUUUCGGCAAAGCACUCAACUUAAUUCCGGCUCUCCCCGCUCCAGUCCAUCAAGCGGACGCAAAAGUCGAGAUAAAAAAUGAAAAAGACUGCAAAGAAGAACUUGCUUGGUCGCCCCCAACCGCCGAAACCAUCUUGGCCCAACCAAGCGUCAAAGUUGAAAAUGAACAAAUGACUCCUGUUCAAACUUUCUCCGCCCCGUCUCUCUCCUUGGCGGAAGUCGACCCUGACGAGAAAAAUGCGCCUAUCGUCGCACUUGCAGACACAACCGCUUUCAAUGGUUUUGAUGAAACCGUUUUUCCCGUCGACACCACCGCCACCGCCGAGGGCGUUGACGACGGCGACAAUGUCUCAUUCUGCAGCGAAAUUACGCCACAACAAACUCCAGAGCAACCACAUCGCGCACUUCCAGACAUUGUGUCUGAUCACGAGUCGCCAGUUAUUGCGGCUCCAAAGUGUCCCUCGGCGCCCAAGAAAGAAAAAGUUAUCUUCUCACGAUACGGCCGCCGCGUGCAAGCACCAAAAAGAUUCGAGUCUUGA